AUGCAAUUUCAAUCUACCUCUUCUUUCUGGUCCAACCAUGUUGGACUCGUUUCUCUUAAUUCAUCCGUUACCUUUUCACUUGUUUCCUGGGAGCUUGACGGUCGCUUCUUGCACGUUACUGCCUCUCACUCAUCUUUUGAAUCUGCCCCUUUCAACAUUUUCGUUAUAUAUGCACCUGCUCGUGCAUCUGCACGUCAACCUUUCUUUGAAUCCCUUGCCCUUUUACCUAUUUUCUCUUCACGAGUGAUUGAACGUAGCGUUCUUCUUGGUGAUUUUAAUUACCAAGUUUUAAGCCGUUCCCCUCGCGGUGUUCCGGCUAUUUGGCAGGCACAUUUACUCGCCUAUUGGCAUGACUGUAUCACCCCUCCCAGCCAUUGUCCUUCACCCACAUUUUUACGUAACUCCUCCCGGUCUUGCAUUGAUUAUAUUUUUAUGUCUUCGGACUUCCGUUCCUUUUCGUCAUCCCCUGUCAUUGAUUUUAUUAACCCACUUUGGACAGAUCAUCACUUACUUACCGCCCAGCUUCGCCUUGGUAAGGCACCAGUUGGUCCUGGCAUGUGGCGGUGUCACCCGUCUCUUGCUUCAAACCCUCUUUUCCGACAUGCUUUGUACCAAGCUCUGGACAAAUUAUGUGCCUCCUUUUCGGAGGGGUGCUCCGUACAAGCACAAUGGGAUCUAGUCAAGAAGGAGACUGGCCGAGUUGCAAGGAAGUUUAACAAGGACCAACGAGCAUACCACAACCGCCGCCUUUGGGCUCUUCAAAAAGAACGACGAAAGGUGCUCAAGACGACA
Molecule: messenger RNA, 792 nt
Organism: Zychaea mexicana
Lineage: Eukaryota; Fungi; Mucoromycota; Mucoromycetes; Mucorales; Lichtheimiaceae
Exons: 1
Molecular function (GO): catalytic activity
Source: RefSeq, a predicted model, not a curated record